GUAGUGAGUUUCAGAUAACGGUAACUUUGCAAGUCAGUGUUUCAUUGUUGUUAGGAACGUUCAGGCGUUGUUUCUCGUCCUAGAUCACAACUGCAACUUGUCGGUUGUGGAGCACACACGAAGUGACUAGCGGCAGCGGGAGUCUCGGGUGUUUCUGUCCAGGCGACGCAAGGUGUGCGUUGGAGUUGCAAUGUGGAGCACGAGGGCUCUUUCCACAGUUAUGCCGGAACUAACAGUCUCUCCCAGGGUUGCACUGGUGGAUGAGAAGGUUUGUAUUGAGGCCAGGGGGCUACGACCCUCCCAGCGGGUGACACUCCAUGCCUCACUGAAAGAGAGGGCAGAGUUUGCAGCAUGUGGUCACUUCACAGCAGAUCAACACGGCUCCAUCAACCUCACAACACAAGCCUCUUGUGGAGGAACUUACACAGGGGUGGACGGCAUGGGCCUCAUGUGGAGUAUGACGCCGGCACCAGGGGAGUCCCCCACGGCCCGUCUCAGCAAGAGGGAUGUCGCAGAGCCAUUUUCAGUGCACUUCUCUCUGCUAGAAGGCCACCUGGACUUAGACCAUUGUGAUGUGUCGGCUAUUGUCACGGCAACGGCAGAGCGGUGGUACAAGGCCAGCAGUGUCAGGAGGAUCGCUGUGCGAGAGGGAAGACUGAGGGGCACAUUGUUCCUGCCAGCAGGCGAUGGUCCUUUUCCAGGAGUGAUUGAUAUGUUCGGCUCCACGGGAGGUUUAGUUGAGACCAGAGCGGCACUUUUAGCGUCCCAUGGGUUUGCUGCUUUGGCUCUCGGCUACCUAGGAUAUGAUGACCUUACAAAGAAUCUGGAAGAGCUUGACCUAGAUUACUUCCUUGAUGCUGUGGACUGGCUGCAGAGUCAUUCCGCCGUCUAUUUGACCGGCAUCGGAGUCAUUGGGGUCUCCAAGGGUGCGGAACUGGCCAUGCUUAUGGCGACAUUUUCCCCAAAGGUGACGGCAGUUGUCAGCAUCAGUGGUGCCAUGGCCUUCACAUUUUCUGACCUGAAGAGAAUCGGUGGCGAUGACAUCAAGGGAGUGGAAUUAGAUGUGAGUAGGGUAGUGUUUACAGAUGCUGGUGUGAUCACUCGAGAUGCCUACCCCGGCUGGGAGCAUGUCACUCAUCCCAUUUGGCAGAGUGAAGCCCGGUUCCUGUUGCUCUACGGAGAAGAUGAUCAGUCGUGGAACGUGCAGGGUGCCAAGGCCACAGUGAAUUCACUACCAGUAGAGAAGAGGAAGAAGGUGGAGAUGAAGUUCUACCCUGGCACAGGCCACCUGAUCGAGCCGCCCUACACACCUCACUGCUACUCCUCAUUCCACAAAGUUGCAGGAAUAAACUUGGUGUGGGGAGGGUCUCCCAGGCCUCAUGCACAUGCUCAAGAGGAUGCCUGGCACAAAACACUGGACUUCCUGCAUUUACAUCUGGGUCAAGGUCAAGGUCAAGGUCCGGACCAAAAGGGAACCAGUCACAUGAAGAGUUCUCUUUGAUGGUGGCCCACCAACCACACCCUUCAUCAUGUUGCCAAAUUCAGCUCUACGCUGCGUGUAAUGGCAUCCAAGGUUAAAGAGUUGUGUGACAUUGCCAGUACUGGUAGAUGCCUGUUAGUGUUAAACUUCAGACGAUCACCAAUCAGGACAAAGUUGUUUGUCUUUACGCUGCCAUUUGAUAAGCAGAAUUAUUCAUCCAAAUUGUCAAACAUCUCCGAGAUUACUUGCCUUCCUGUUGUUCCUGUAUUGUUCAAGGAUGAACUAUAAGCAGGAUUUACUGGUCAUUUAACAUGGAGAUCUUGCAAUUACACUAACUUUGUAAUAUUAUUUUCCUGAGAAUUUUGAUUGUAAAAAACAUAUGGGAACUU
Molecule: messenger RNA, 1869 nt
Organism: Haliotis rufescens (red abalone)
Lineage: Eukaryota; Metazoa; Mollusca; Gastropoda; Lepetellida; Haliotidae
Product: acyl-coenzyme A thioesterase 1-like
Exons: 8
Coding region: 191-1501 (436 amino acids)
Biological process (GO): fatty acid metabolic process; acyl-CoA metabolic process
Molecular function (GO): fatty acyl-CoA hydrolase activity
Source: RefSeq, a predicted model, not a curated record